AUGUCUUCUCUCAGCCGUUUCCUCCUCCCUGCUUUGUUGCUCCAUGCCCCCCUCGCUGCAGCCCACAGCCGCGUCGCCAACAUCAUCAUCAACGGCACAUCCUAUGAAGGGUUCAACGCUAAACAACCGACCAACCCACCCGUACUCGUAGCCUGGAACACGACCGUCUCCGACGACGGCUGGGUCAACUACGAGUCCUACGCCCACCCCGACAUCAUCUGCCACCGCGACGCCGUGCCAGCGCGCGGCCACGCACCCAUCGAAGCCGGCUCCACGCUCUCAGUCCAGUGGGCGGGCUACCCCGAGUCGCACAAGGGGCCCGUGCUAACGUACCUCGCGCCGUGCCACGGGUUCUGCGAGGACGUCGACAAGACGGCGCUCGAAUUCUUCCUCAUCGGAGCGCGGGGGCUCGUCGACCCGGACGGCGUGGCAGGGCCGUACCCCAGCGCGCCGGGCCUCUGGGCCAGCGACGAGUUCAUCCAGAACAAUUCGUCGUGGGUCGUCAGGAUUCCCGAGACGGUGAGGCCGGGCCACUACGUGCUCCGCCAGGAGCUCGUGGCGCUGCACUAUGCGCGGAUCGACGGGCUUGGGACGCAGCAUUACCCGCAGUGCGUCAACCUCGAGAUCAUCGGGGAGGGAGACGAGGUGCCGGAGGGGACGCCGGCCGUGGAGCUCUAUGGCAAGACCGAUCCGGGGCUGGUGUACGAUGUUUCCAAGGAGCCGCUGUCUGCUUACUUGAUUCCGGGGCCGACGCUGUGGAGCGGAGCGGGGGAUGAGGUCCAGCAGACGAUGCCGGUCAUUACGGGCACUGCAGAGGCGAUCCCGGGUGGCCAAGACGCUGCGCCGGGGCCUAUCGCCAGGGCUGAGCCGACUGAUGCGUGUGUGCAGUGA
This is a messenger RNA of Verticillium dahliae VdLs.17, 891 nucleotides long. Its product is annotated as endoglucanase-4. The transcript has a single exon. The record is from RefSeq and is a predicted model, not a curated record. Bases 1 to 891 code for a protein of 296 amino acids. Lineage: Eukaryota; Fungi; Ascomycota; Sordariomycetes; Glomerellales; Plectosphaerellaceae.